AUGACCUCGGGCCAGCUGUCCUUCAUCAUGGCAGGGGUUGGGGGUCUCCAAGAAGGCUUGGGAGUCCUCACUUUCUACUUCAAACGAAACGACUCAGCCCAGCUGUCGCUGGUGCAGCUGGAUGCUGUUGCGUCGCAGCUUUCUCAUGGCAAUGUGGUCCGGGGACACUCAUCAUUUGCAAUGGUAAGGAAUUCGGCACACUGGCUAUUCUGGGGCCACAUGCCCAGCCCCACCUUCGACAAGGUCCCUCGACCAGAUGUCAGAAAACCUCCGGGACGCCUCUUCACGCCCAGGCCCUGGGCCCUAGGAGCUGAGCUGCACACAUUUACAGAAGACGCGUGUAGGUCCGCAGCACUCGGGGCUUUUUCUGGGGAACCCCCAUAG
Messenger RNA from Symbiodinium sp. CCMP2592, 384 nucleotides. Lineage: Eukaryota; Dinophyceae; Suessiales; Symbiodiniaceae. The record is from the annotation of a GenBank genome assembly.